Messenger RNA from Pogona vitticeps (central bearded dragon), 4471 nucleotides. The record is from RefSeq and is a predicted model, not a curated record. NCBI's taxonomy places the organism in Eukaryota, Metazoa, Chordata, Lepidosauria, Squamata, Agamidae.
GCUGGCUUGUUGUGCAGCUUGACUCUUUCACUUGCCUACUCCACUCUCAGUUUCUCAGGACUCUUUCCGGAAGGUGGUAGGAAAAAUGCCGCAGGUGAAAGUUCCAGAUUGUGCAGUAUGUCUUGCCUGCUCCUGAAAGAAUGCUUGACUCUGUGCAAAGGAGAAACAAGUGGAUGAGGCCAUGCGCUCCUUCGCAGAGCAGGUUUUUGCCUCAGAGGUAAGGGAUGAAGGAGGACGGCAUGAAAUCUCUCCUUUUGACGUUGAAGACGUCUGCCCCAUCUCACACCAAGAAAUGAAAGAGCACUUGAUUACUGAAGAGACCACAGAUGAUUCUGAGAAAAAGAAGAAGAGAAGCUUGAAGCUGAAGACCAUUGCAUUGGUGGUUCCUCUUGUAGGAAAGUCUUCAACCAAACUGUCCACCUUAGAUGAGGUCAUUUCUACGAGCACUCAGUAUCAAGCGGUGCCCAAAUUCCAACGUGUGCAGAUCACAGGGGACUAUGCGGCAGGGGUGACAGUGGAGGACUUUGAACUGGUCUGCAAAGGACUGUACCGUGCUCUAUGUAUCAGAGAGAAGUAUAUGCAGAAGUCCUUCCAGCGUUUUCCUAAGACCCCUUCCCAGUUCCUACGUACCAUUGAGAAUGAGAUGUGGAAGCCCAAUGAUGAACUGUUGCCAGUCUUCACUCAACCUGUGAAGAAAGAUGAAGAUCCUUUCCAAUCUGACAAUCUCCCUGAGAAUUUGGGCUACCAUACAGAAAUGAAAGAUGGUGUGGUAUACAUCUAUGCUGACAAAGCAGCAGCUGCCAGAGGUGAGCCCAAGGACUUGCCUUACCCUGACCUGGAGGUCUUUGUUGAUGACAUGAACUUCCUGCUGGCCCUUAUAGCUCAGGGGCCUGUUAAAACCUAUUCGCAUCGACGCCUUAAAUUCCUCUCCUCCAAGUUCAGUGUUCAUGAGAUGCUAAAUGAAAUGGAAGAAAUGAAAGAGCUGAAGAAGAACCCCCAUCGAGACUUCUACAAUUGUCGGAAGAUAGACACACAUAUCCAUGCUGCAGCAUGUAUGAAUCAGAAGCACUUGCUACGAUUCAUUAAGAAGUCCUAUCGUAUUGAUGCUGAAAGAGUGGUGUACAAAUCCAAAGACAAGUCAUUGACACUCAAGCAAUUGUUUAAGGAGCUCAAACUUGACCCAUAUGACCUGACCGUGGACUCGCUUGAUGUACACGCAGGUCGCCAGACUUUUCAGCGCUUUGACAAAUUCAAUGCCAAGUAUAACCCAGUAGGGGCCAGUGAGCUGCGUGAUCUCUACCUCAAGACUGAAAAUGCCAUCAAUGGUGACUACUUUGCUACCAUCAUCAAGGAGGUUGGCUCUGACCUGGAGGAUGCCAAAUACCAGUAUGCAGAGCCACGACUCUCUAUCUAUGGCCGUUCACCAGAAGAAUGGCCCAAAUUAGCCAACUGGUUCAACCACCACCGUGUUUAUUCACCCCAUAUGAAGUGGAUGAUCCAGGUGCCCAGAAUCUAUGAUGUUUUCCGGAUGAAGAAUUUUCUGCCACACUUUGGGAAAAUGCUGGAGAACAUCUUUAUGCCUAUAUUUCAGGCCACAAUCAAUCCACAGGACAAUAAGGAGCUCAGUGUUUUUCUACGCCAUAUUACUGGCUUUGACAGUGUGGAUGAUGAAUCUAAGCACAGUGGGCACAUGUUCUCCACCAAGAGCCCCAAGCCAAACGAAUGGAACCACGAGAAAAAUCCAUCUUACACAUAUUAUGUGUACUAUAUGUAUGCCAACAUCAUGGUGCUAAAUAAUCUUAGACGUGAGCGUGGCAUGAACACCUUCCUCUUCCGUCCUCACUGUGGAGAAGCUGGUGCUAUCACGCAUCUGCUGGCUGCCUUCAUGACUGCAGAUAACAUCUCACAUGGAUUGAACCUGAAGAAGAGUUCUGUACUGCAGUACCUCUACUAUCUAACCCAAAUCCCCAUUGCCAUGUCCCCACUCAGCAACAACAGUCUUUUCCUGGAGUAUGCCAAGAACCCACUUCUUGAUUUCCACCAGAAGGGACUGAUGGUGUCACUGUCUACUGAUGACCCAAUGCAGUUCCAUUACACCAAGGAACCUCUUAUGGAAGAAUAUGCCAUUGCUGCCCAGGUCUUCAAGCUCAGCACCUGUGACAUGUGUGAAAUUGCACGAAACAGCGUCUUGCAAAGUGGCCUGUCUCAUGAGGAAAAACUCCAUUUCCUGGGCAAGAAUUACCAAGAGGAAGGUCCGCAAGGAAAUGACAUCCUCAAGACCAAUGUGGCUCAGAUUCGCAUGGCCUACCGCUAUGAGACAUGGUGCUACGAGUUUGAUCUAAUAGCAGAAGGGUUGAAAUCCACAGAAUAAGCAGCUUAUGGGACAACUUCUUGCAUUAGAUCUCUGCCAAAAUCCCAUAAGAGGGGCAAAUAGGAUAAACAACACUUAGAGGGGUGGAAAGCUUUUCUUUCAGAUUCCCUAUAUGUGACUUUUUAAAAAGUGCCAUGUGUAUACUACAGUCUUAGUGCUUUUCAGUUCUACAACCAGGAAUUUUACUAACUUCUGAAUAAAAAGCUCGUAGCACCUUUCAUUAAUUUAUCAAAUAUGUAUAUCUGGAAAGGAUUCCAAAGGUCCUUCAUCCUAUUUCACAGCACUGAUGUUAGGAAGGCUUAAACUGGCCAGCAGCAGAAGUACUACAGUGUUCAAGUCUUUAUAAAACUACUCCUGAAUGUGGGAUAAAUUCAGUACCAUCAAGCACAGCUUCAAGGCAUUAUACUAAUAGUCCUUGGAGGACAAGGAUGUCACAAAAUCCACAACAAAGCAAAGCUGUAGUCUAAUAAGCCUAUGGUUUAGAAGCUAUUAAAGGCUGGCUAUUAACGCCUAGAGGAUCCGUAUUUUCCUAGGACUUUGGGCUUUUAAUAUACUCCUUUGAACAAGAGUGCAGACAUUCAGGAAGGAGCUGAAUGCUUUGCCCUAUGCUUUGAAAGGAUGCAUAAGAAAUCCUUACAAACAAGACAGAAGGAAAAGGAGUCAAAAGGCUUGCCAUGUUCUUUGAACUACAUUUCUGAGCUUUUAAGAGUCAAAACAAGAGUUUAGAAAAGUUCCUUCAUUUGGACAACAAUUCUCAGAAUCCACAGCUAACAUGGCCACUGGAAUUCUGGGAGUUGCACCCCUUACAAAUGCCUGUGCUAACUUCUGAAGCUGUGCCAGUCUAGCCAUGAGAUUGACACCAGUUGUGUUAUGCCAGUAUGAAAAUUCAAAAGAAUUUAGGUCACUGCUUAUAUUUAUAAAAUGUAAGUGAUUUCAGGAUUGUCAAUCACGCUAGAGUUGAUCAGAUAAUAUUUAUGUGAAUCUUCCACAGAAAAUAGUUUUAAAAAGGCUUUUGUGCCCUUCUAAAGCUUAGAUUCCAACACUCAAUGGACAUCCAAGUCUUACAGGCCUGUUCAAGAGAGGUGGUCUGCAUUACUAGUCAUUACCAAUAUCAGGCGUUUCUAACACUAUUUGAUCAUCUAUGACAUCUGACUACUGGAAUACUAAUAACAGUAAUGUAGAAUUGUACUGAACAUAGAGUUGGUUUGAAGGUUAUGAAGGGCAAUUGCCUUUUCUUCAAGUUGCUGCACUGAGGAAUCUGUGAAUGAGGCUAAAAAACACCCCAGAAGUGACCAUUAUGAUUAUAUCCUAUGUUAUCUCCCAUUUGCUUAUUAAUGUCCUCAUGUCCUGGUCUCCAUUUUCUUUUUCUAGCUCCUAGAUUCAGAUUGCACAAUCUGGAACUAUAUUCUUCACAGAAUUAACCUUUAUCCUUCUUUCCUUUUCCUAAAAGAAAACAAACAAACAAAGAAGCAAACAAAAAAGCAGUAAAAUAAAGAGCUCAGCAGCCCCUUUUGUCAUGAAACACAACUACUUAUACUCCAGAGAAAAUAGGAGCCUUCCUCAGACUAAAAUAUUUUAUUUUGUGUGUUCUUUCUCUCUUGCCUUUUUAAAAAUGGCUGCCAUCUUCUCUAAAUGAGCUCCAUGUCCACAGGUGCAUCUGAAAGGAAGAGGGGAAGGAAGGCACAAAAGCUGUGUCCUGAUCCCUAGUGUGGAUAGAAUCUGUUCAGAUGUAAAUACAGGAAAAACUCCAUGUUUCUUCUAGUACAUGAAGUCACCUUUUAAUAAUGCACCCCCUCCCAUACCUUACAGCAGAAACGAUACUAUUCAGGAACACUAUGAGGGACCUGUCUGGAAAUUCUCUAAUUUGCUACAACAUGGAUAUUUAUGGAGCAGACCCCACUCCACUGGACAUAUGAUUUACUAUUGUUCUCUCUCUAAGAAAUCAUACAAAUUGCAAGCUUUCAUGAAGGAACCCCCUUCCUCUGGCUGAGUACAAUCCCUUCAGGGAUAAUGCUGAAAAACUGUAUACUACAGUAAAAAAACUGUUUUUCUGCACUGUCUGUGAAGAGUACUUUGUUGUUUCCUUUAAUCAUGUUACUG